AUGUCGGAACGCCAAGAAAUCAAGUCGACGUUGGUGUCAAGAGGCCCGCUGGACCCAAAAGAAGCCAGAUGGGCUAGACUUGUCAAGACUACAUACCGGGAUCCUCUCGGCGUGGAACGCACAUGGGAGUCUGCGGAGCGACAGACCCGACCGGCGAACUGCGCGAUUGACGGCGUUGGGAUCGUGACCAUUCUCAACAAGGCCUCGGGCCCAGAGCUGCUCCUACAAAAACAGUACCGACCGCCUAUCGAUAGGGUUGUCAUCGAGGUGCCCGCGGGCCUGAUUGAUGCGGGUGAGAAGGUUGAAGAAUGCGCUGUGCGUGAACUAAAAGAGGAGACGGGCUACGUGGGAGUCGCGGAGGAGACAAGUAGUGUGAUGUAUAAUGACCCCGGGUUUUGCAACACUAACCUGAACAUGGUUCACGUGCGGGUGGAUAUGUCGCUGCCCGAGAACCAGAACCCCAAGCCGCAGCUCGAGGACAACGAGUUCAUCGAGUGUUUCAGCACUCCUUUAUCGACCUUGUUCGAGGAGUUGAAGAAGUUGGAGGCGGAGGGUUAUGCCAUUGACGCUCGCGUGGGGACGAUUGCCGAGGGGAUUGAGCUUGCGAAGAAGUGGAAGCUAUAA
This is a messenger RNA of Aspergillus affinis, 624 nucleotides long. Its product is annotated as MutT/nudix family protein. Gene Ontology annotation, cellular component: nucleus; cytosol. NCBI's taxonomy places the organism in Eukaryota, Fungi, Ascomycota, Eurotiomycetes, Eurotiales, Aspergillaceae. Gene Ontology annotation, molecular function: ADP-ribose diphosphatase activity. Gene Ontology annotation, biological process: ribose phosphate metabolic process; nucleoside phosphate metabolic process. The coding region runs from base 1 to 624 and encodes 207 amino acids. The transcript is spliced from 4 exons. The record is from RefSeq and is a predicted model, not a curated record.